Molecule: messenger RNA, 318 nt
Organism: Didymella exigua CBS 183.55
Lineage: Eukaryota; Fungi; Ascomycota; Dothideomycetes; Pleosporales; Didymellaceae
Exons: 2
Coding region: 1-318 (105 amino acids)
Source: RefSeq, a predicted model, not a curated record
AUGAAGUGCAUUACCACCAUCCUCGCCCUCGCCGGUGUCGUCGUCCUCGCCGACCUCACUGACCAAGGCGAAGCCGAGACCGUCUGCGGCAGCUGCGACUACGGCGGUGUGGGCCAGCAGCUGAUCGCAAACAGUCCGCAAUGCUCUCAGCUCAACAAGUUGGGCGGCUGGUCCAUUGGUCGAUGCAUCAACCUCGACUGCCGCAUCUGCAUGUUUUUCAAGGACUACGACUGCAAGAGUAUCGACUUGUCUUGGGCUCCGCAUGGUUCUCCGUAUUUCUCUGCGGCCCAGUUCAAUAGCUACUCAUGUGUUGCUUAG